This is a messenger RNA of Drosophila erecta, 2014 nucleotides long. Its product is annotated as mini-chromosome maintenance complex-binding protein. Gene Ontology annotation, molecular function: chromatin binding. Gene Ontology annotation, biological process: DNA-templated DNA replication. NCBI's taxonomy places the organism in Eukaryota, Metazoa, Arthropoda, Insecta, Diptera, Drosophilidae. The coding region runs from base 128 to 1948 and encodes 606 amino acids. The record is from RefSeq and is a predicted model, not a curated record. The transcript is spliced from 3 exons.
UAUCGAUAGGCACAUCGAUGACAGUCACUGAAAUGCUGCAAUCAGAUUUUGGCGCGCCAAAGCAGCUGUUGUUUUUUGCUUAGGAGGUUUUGAGGCUUUGAUAAUUCAUUCGUUAACGAAAUAGAUAAUGCCCUGUGCCAUGGAGCUGCCGAGCACGCCUGAUGAACUGACCGCCCAGCAAGCGGACAGCGCUGCCCUCAAGGACCUGCUCAAGGAUCCCAGCCGCUGGCACGCGAUUCCCCUUCUCAACUACACGCCUUUGCACAAGCUGAAGGAUCAGACUUUGGUGCGUUUUCGUGGCAUGAUCCAGAACGUGAUGGACCCGGAAAUGUACCUGGAGCGCUUUGAAGUGAAGUCCCCCGACGGCAGCAAACGUGUGCAGGAAGGAAAGUACAGGGACUGCUUGAAAAUGGCCACUGGCGAAAUGAUCGACUACAACGCCGAUGGAAACGUGUAUGGAGAGAGGAUAACCUUGUUCGUGGUCUCUGUGCCUGGCUUGAAUGACUGGAGCAAGGAGCACGAGAAGCAGUGCUGUCCCCAGAUCGAUUUGGUCAGUCUGGGUCCAUCUCCCAGUUCAGCAAAAAAGCGGGCUAUUGUGGGCGAACAGGAAGCCAUGGAGGUGGACGGUGCGAGCGAAACCACCUUUAAGCGUCCGUGCCUAAAAGAUAUUCAAAAAGAUAGCGAGCCACUGGGUGCCUCCCAUUCCUCUGUUCUUAGCUCUGAAUACCUGAUAAACUCGCCUCUGCCUAAUCGUCCCAGCAUGGCAUGCAUGGUAAAGGUUUACGAGGAGUUCGAUACCUACCAGCUUAACUCCCUGGUCGACUUUGUGGGCUUUCUGUCAGUGGAUGCCUCGCUGGACGCCUCUACGCUGGACAUAGACGAUUGCGAAAAUUUGAGUGAGCUGCAGGCAACACAUCCAUCACCCCUUCUUAUACCCCGCCUGCAUGCCUUUGGCGUCCAGGUGCUACCGCAUGCCAAUCCGCUGCUGGACAAAAGCCUUCGACAGCCCACGGAAAUAUGUGAGGAGACGACGUAUCCAACCCAGCUCGCUGUGCACAAAGAUCUGCGCAUGCUUCUUAAACUCUGCCUCUUUGAUGACGAUCUGGCUGCCGAGUAUCUGCUCUCCCAUCUAAUAUCCACGGUCUAUAGCCGUUUUAAGAUGCAGAGCAUCGGCAAGUUUGCCCUUAACCUUUGUAAUCUGCCUAAGGAAUGUGAAGCAUAUGCAACCAAGUUGUAUAAAAUUCUAGAGCUGUUAUUGCCAGCCAGUCAUUACUUGCCCAUGACCCUCGUUACAUUAAACACGGCUGCUUUUGCCCCGAAAAUGGACUACGAGACCAACAAGCUAGUUUCCGGUGUACUACAGUUGGCUCCUCAUACGCAUUUGGUGCUCGACGAGACCUGCAUGCAACAGGGCAAGCUGGAGGCCAAUGGGGUUCAUGCUAUCCAGUAUUUAGCACACUUGAUCAAUAACCAGGAACUAAAGUGUGACUUCCAGUUUUACCAAAAAGACUUCCAUGCAAACAUUCCAGUUCUCGUUCUUAGUGAAGGACGAAGUAUGUUGCCGAGCGAUUUUGUGCUACCCAUUAAUGCUGAUGCUAAGGCCGUGGAACUCCUUGAUGAAUCUCUAAAGGCAGCCCUCCACAUUAUGCAACCAUCACGUCUGCAGCAAUUUCGCAAGUACUUAACCACAGCGAGAACUAGCAGCUUCAGUGUCAGCGAGGAGCACACUGAAAUGAUCCAGCAGGACUUCGUGGAUAUGCGCAAAGCUAAUGCCAAAAUUAAUGGCGAUGAUCUGCACGGAUUGCUGGUCCUCUCGCGGCUGCUGGGCAUCGCUCGAGGCAAGGAUACGUUAGACAAAGAAACAUGGCAGCUGGCUAGGGAGUUCGAAGCAAAGCGUCGCCAGCGUAUUCAAUCUCUACCAAAAUCAUCUGCCCAAUUGCGCAAUUAGGAGGGCCUCUCUACUAAAAAAAUGUAAUACUAAGUUUUUAAGAAUAAAAUAAAAUAUUCAAAAAUU